Messenger RNA from Paraglomus occultum, 429 nucleotides. Lineage: Eukaryota; Fungi; Glomeromycota; Glomeromycetes; Paraglomerales; Paraglomeraceae. The record is from the annotation of a GenBank genome assembly.
AUCAAGAAGAAAGCACCACACUCAAGCGUCGGAUUGCGUACGUUGAACAUGAGCUAGAACGUCAGAAGAAAUCUCGGAAUGACAAUUCUCACAUUGGUACACGAAUUCUGGAAGAUCCUGAAACGCUUGAUGAAGAAGCAGUUUUCGAUGGAAUACCUUGGCCGGAGAUACCUCAAUUCACGAUUACAAUGCCACCUGAUAAUGAUGAAAACCGUCACACAAAUGAAAUAAAGAAAUUUCUAGAAUUUCUCAUUCCAUUAACCGAAUUCGACUUUCACGACACCCGCAACUCUCCAAUCUGUGAUCCUAAUGCAAAGAUCGACUUCAUUAUUGUGCGCAAGAAUGGGUACCGUUUAUGGACAGAAUUGGUAGCAGUGAUAGAAGCAAAAGGGGAAAUUCGAAACACAACAAGUCAUAAAGAUGCAGUGG